UCUGUACAGUCUCAGUGUUCAGCUUCAUCAUGGCCGGACGUCUGCUGUUUGUCUUCUUCAUGUAUGUCUUUAAUGGGAUUCAAACAGAAGCUCGUCUUCCACCUAAACUUACAGUGAAUUCAGCAGUGAUCACAGAGACAGACUCAGUCACACUGAACUGUCAGACUCCAUCAUCAGUGUCUCAGUGUUAUUACCAAACUUUAAGUGGAGGAACUGUGAAGAUAUUAUCCUGUCUGCAGACACUGACAGGAAGUGAACUGCUGAAGAUGGAUCAUCAGAGUUCAUCUGCUGAGGUCAAAGUGAAAUGUUUUUACACUGUUCAGAGUGGAGGCAGAAAUGUUCCAUCUCCACACAGUGACACAGUCUCCAUCAGCAUACAAACUCUUCCUCAACCUGACCUGAUGGUGGAUCCAGCAGUCAUCACAGAGACAGACUCAGUCACACUGAAGUGUCAGACUCCAUCAUCUGUGUCUCAGUGUCAGUACUUCACUUUAAGUGGAGAAACUGUGAGGACAUUUUCCUGUCUGCAGACACUGACAGGAAGUGAACUGCUGAAGAUGGAUCAUCAGAGUUCACCUGUUGAGGUCAAAGUGAAAUGUUUUUACACUGUUCAGAGUGGAGGCAGAAAUGUUCCAUCUCCACACAGUGACACAGUCUCCAUCAGCAUACAAACUCUUCCUCAACCUGACCUGAUGGUGGAUCCAACAGUCAUCACAGAGACAGACUCAGUCACACUGAAGUGUCAGACGCCAUCAUAUGUGUCUCAGUGUAAGUACUUCACUUUAAGUGGAGGAACUGUGAGGACAUUUUCCUGUCUGCAGGCACUGACAGGAAGUGAACUGCUGAAGAUGGACCAUCAUAGUUCAUCUGCUGAGGUCAAAGUGAAAUGUUUUUACACUGUUCAGAGUGGAGGCAAACAUUUUCCAUCUCCAGAAAGUGACACAGUCUCCAUCCGCAUACAAACUCUUCCUCAACCUGACCUGAUGGUGAAUCCAGCAGUGAUCAAAGAGACAGACUCAGUCACACUGAAGUGUCAGACUCCAUCAUAUGUGUCUCAGUGUUAUUACCAAACUUUAAGUGGAGGAACUGUGAGGACAUUUUCCUGUCUGCAGACACUGACAGGAAGUGAGCUGCUGAAGAUGGAUCAUCAGAGUUCACCUGCUGAGGUCAAAGUGAAAUGUUUUUACACUGUUCAGAUUGGAGACAGAAAUGCUCGAUCUCCAGAAAGUGAAUAUUCCUCUGUCUCUGUUCAAAGUGAGCCAAACUCAAACAAGGAGAGUCUCAGCACUUUGACAACCUCAGUUUCUAUUGUAACUUCACCUGCUGAUCAAGGUCCGACUGUAAGUCCUCCGGAUACUAAAGAAUUGUGGAAUUGGACGUUUGUCUGGGUUUUCGCUGGUUGUGGAUCUACUGUGGUCAUCACAGUGAUUGUUAUUGUUAUUCUUUGGAAGAAAAGAAGAGCUGGUAUUGUAGAGAAAGAGUCCAGAAGGACCCAGAGAAUGCCAUCACUCAUCAAAACCCCAGGUAUGACAUUGUAUUUAUUCAAGAUCCCUUUUACAAACAAGUAUUAACAGCAGGAGCAACUUGGGGUUAAGUGUCUUGCCCAAGGACAGAUUGGACGUGUGGCUGCAGGAGCUGGGUAUCAAACCCUUGACCUCCUGGUUGAGAGACCGACUCUACCACUGAGACACAGCUGUCCCUUUAAUCCCUAUUGAAGGGUUAAAAAUCUACUUUGAAUAUGUACUUGUAAGAGUUACUACUUCAGACAGACACAUUUAAAACUAAAUUGUUAUUCAUUUCGAGUAUAAUGAAUUAAAUAGUGUUUAAUUUACUGAAGGUGCAUUUGGAGAAGACAUCAGAAAACAUUGAUGUCAGUAAAAGGGGUCAGGUUUGAAUGGCUGCUCUAACAUGCACCCAGCUGUAAAGGUUUUGGUGAAGCAUGAUUGAAGACUC
Molecule: messenger RNA, 1953 nt
Organism: Labrus bergylta (ballan wrasse)
Lineage: Eukaryota; Metazoa; Chordata; Actinopteri; Labriformes; Labridae
Source: RefSeq, a predicted model, not a curated record